Molecule: messenger RNA, 1243 nt
Organism: Ipomoea triloba (trilobed morning glory)
Lineage: Eukaryota; Viridiplantae; Streptophyta; Magnoliopsida; Solanales; Convolvulaceae
Product: protein FANTASTIC FOUR 1
Exons: 1
Coding region: 175-1179 (334 amino acids)
Source: RefSeq, a predicted model, not a curated record
CCCUCACAAUAUAUCCUCAGCUCUCUGCUCUUCUUCUUCUCCAUCUUCUUCUUCUGAGGAUUGAUUGAAAGUUAUCCAUUUACAAACCUUAAUUUCCUCGAACUUCUUCUAGAUCAUAUUUUUAUAUAUAUAUUUUUCUUAAUAUAUAUAUUUGUCCUCUUAUUAUAUUCCACCAUGUCAACCAUAGUAUAUCAACAACAAGGCAAUCUCCAGUCCUGUUUUGAGCCUCAAAUCUUCGAGAUAACCGCCACACUAAAGCUGAAGGUGCCGCCGUCUUCGCCGCCGUGCCAGGGCGGUUGGAGUAUACUGCAGAGCCUCUCCGGCAUUAUUUCCAAAGACGCGGCGGCGUGGGAGAAGGAAGCGGCGUACGUUCACCCCCUGGCGCGGCGGUCGGCGUCGUCGUCGGCGCGGCUGAGCGAGAAGAGCCUGGCGCUGUGCACGGAGGCGCUGGGGAGCGAGACGGGGACUGACAUGAUUGAGAGCAGCAGCAUUUUCUCGUCGGCGGCGCUAAUUGCUUCCCCUGCGCCGACGAGCCGGCUUGCUUCCCCUGAGCCGACGAGCCGGCAGGAGGAAUCGCUGACGUCAUCGCAACAAAUCGAAUCACGAAACGUUACCUCCUCCGCCGGCGCGUACAGAUCGAUGAAUCAUAACAGUAACAGAAAUUCACGAAAUAAUAAUAAUUUUCCGCCUCCCUUGACGACGAUUAGCGGCGGCGCGAAUUCUCUGCGGGUGAAGCCCCACCGCGAAGGCGGCAGGUUGAUAAUCAGGGCGGUGGAGACGCCAUCGAAGCGCACUUAUCUCCAAGCCGAGCGGAGCAAUGGCCGCCUUAGGCUAUCCUUUUUCAACGCCGAUCAAAGCGUUGAUUAUCCUCAAAUCACCACGACCGAGGAAAACGACGUCGACGUCGACGGCGAGGAAUUCAAAGAGGAAAGCGACGAGAUUGAGAGCGACAUUAAUGGCGAAGAUGAAGUUUCAGAAGUCCAAGAGCUUGAAGAAGAUGAGGAAAAAGAAGAAGAAGGAGAAGAAGAAGAAAGUGACGUGUACAUGGCAAGGGACAUGGAUGGGAAUACGUCGAAUGUUGAGGUGGAAAUGGGAAUUAAGAAAUGUCUGCUAAGCAGGUGCAAGGAAAGUGGACAUAGUCAAUGGGGGGAGCCUAAGACUUUGUGGGUGUCUACUUGAAAAACCAAAAAAAAAAAAAAAGUUUUGUUUUUUUUUAGAUUAAUUUGAAUUUCUUUUUCUCAAA